Molecule: messenger RNA, 995 nt
Organism: Nematostella vectensis (starlet sea anemone)
Lineage: Eukaryota; Metazoa; Cnidaria; Anthozoa; Actiniaria; Edwardsiidae
Product: 33 kDa inner dynein arm light chain, axonemal
Exons: 10
Coding region: 87-869 (260 amino acids)
Cellular component (GO): filopodium; axoneme
Molecular function (GO): dynein heavy chain binding
Source: RefSeq, a predicted model, not a curated record
CUGGUAACCAUAGCAACACAAGUAAAAGUCGUUCAGCGCCAAAGCAAGAAACCAAAACUCUACUGCGAAUAAACCCGAAUUUUACCAUGAUUCCUCCAAAUGCUUCACUCGUUAAGUACGAUAACCCUGUCCUGGUGAGCAGAAAUACCGACAAGAAGUCACCGAGGGCAAGAUCUUUGAAAGUCAGUCAACAGCCUGGGUCUGGUAAUGGAGCAGGGCCGGUCCCUCAACCCCCACGAACCAGCAAACUGCCGCCCAUGGAUUCUCAGAAAAACCAGCAGACAGAUGAGAUAUUGAAUGCAAUUCUUCCUCCAAGGGAGUGGACUGAGAAUGGUCAACUGUGGGUGCAACAAGUAUCUAGUACCCCAGCCACUCGUCUGGAUGUGGUCAACUUACAGGAGCAACUUGACAUGCGUCUGCAGCAGAGGCAAGCCAGAGAGACAGGAAUCUGCCCAGUGAGAAGAGAGCUGUAUUCGCAGUGCUUUGAUGAGCUUAUUCGUCAGGUUACUAUCAACUGUGCAGAGCGAGGUCUCCUGCUUCUUAGGGUUCGAGAUGAGAUCCGCAUGACAAUUGCUGCCUACCAGACUCUGUAUGAAAGCAGUGUGGCUUUUGGAAUGAGGAAGGCACUACAGGCUGAGCAAGGCAAAUCUGAUAUGGAGAGAAAGAUCACUGAGCUUGAGAAUGAUAAGCGUGAGCUUGAACGCCAAGUAAACGAACUCAAGGCCAAGUGUGACGCCAUUGAGAAACGUGAGGCAGAAAGGAGAGCUGUAGAAGAGAAGAAACAUGCAGAAGAGAUUCAGUUCCUCAAACGAACAAACCAGCAACUGAAGACACAACUAGAAGGCAUUAUUGCCCCAACAAAGAAGUAAAGAUCAGAUCAAGGCUAGAUCUUUGGGUUAAAACCUUCCUUUGGUGAUCAUUUAGUUAACUGUAUAUAUUUUAGUUUGCACAAUACAACAAUUUACACAAUCACAAUAAAGCAAUGUUCAACAUAA